Messenger RNA from Trichomonas vaginalis G3, 1404 nucleotides. Its product is annotated as polynucleotide adenylyltransferase protein. Bases 1 to 1404 code for a protein of 467 amino acids. The transcript has a single exon. The record is from RefSeq and is a predicted model, not a curated record. NCBI's taxonomy places the organism in Eukaryota, Parabasalia, Trichomonadida, Trichomonadidae. Gene Ontology annotation, cellular component: nucleus. Gene Ontology annotation, molecular function: poly(A) RNA polymerase activity; RNA binding.
AUGUUUGGUUCUUCCACACAGGAAAGCUCUCCAAACAACAAUACCGAUUCAAAUCCAGAUGAAAGCAUCAGACACGUAAUUCGUUCAUCAAAAUUAAUGCCAACUCUCGAAGAUUAUCAAUCCAGAAAAAUUGUUGUAUACAUUAUCAAGAAUAUUGCCAUAAAAUUUGCUGAACGCAAACAGAGGCUCUCAUUUUCAAUGAAUACAGAUCCGAAAUCGCCAGAAAUUUUCAUUCAUGAAAAUGGGUCCUAUUUAAUGGACACGUGGGAGCCAGAUUCUGAUGUUGAUGUUAUACUAAUUGCACCAAAGUAUUUUACAUACAAGGAUUUUUUUGAAGGAUUUUAUGAAGAAUUAAUUCGUCAUCCUUCAAUUAAGGAAACAAUUAAAGUAGAAAAUGCAUUUGUUCCGAUCAUUAAAACAGUUUGUAAUGACAUAAGUGUCGACAUUUCUUUUGCUCCUUUAAAUAACCAAAUAAAAAUCAAAAAUUUGAACAAUAUCAAAAAGGAAGAUAUGGACAAAUUAGAGCCCAAAGCACAGCUAUCACUAAACGGUUAUCUAAAUUGCUUACUUAUUCGUGAUUUGAUGAAAAAUCAUCCAAAUUUCCCAUAUUUUACCAGAUUCAUCAGAAACUGGGCACAAAAACGUGAAAUAUUCGGAAACUUAUAUGGUUACCUUAAAGGUAUCAAUAUAUCAAUGAUGUGCGCUAUAAUAUGCAAUCAACAUCCGAAUUGUUCACUUAGCAUGCUUAUUUUCCAUUUCUUUGAGUACUUCUCCAGUUGGGAUUGGGAUAUACAAUUGAAUUUAGACAGUAAUACUCCGGAUUUCCAAUUAAAUGAUCCAAUGAUUUUGAUGACACAAUCUUAUCCACAAAUCAACAGUUUACGAGCUGUAACUACAAGCAGCAGAAAGAGAAUCAUUAAGGAAUUACAAAGAGCUCUUGAAACAACCAAGAAAGCUUUGAUAUCAGAUUUAUCAUGGCAAGAACUGUUCAAAGGUGGUUGUUUCUUUGCAGACUACAGAUAUUUCCUUUGCAUCGACCUUAUUCCAACAAAUUCCCAAAUUAAAGAUGAAAUAAUCGGAUUCCUUUCCUCAAAACUAACAAGAUUAGUUAAAAUUCUUGAGGAAAUACCUGGGAUAUGCGAAGCCAACAUUUGGCCAAGCAAAAUUUCUUAUGGCGGAAAAAUUAUUUUUUAUAUCGGACUGAAUACUAAAUCUGGUCAGUCAAAAACCAUUGACAUCAACCAUGCUAAGAACAAUUUCAUAUCGUAUAUUAGUUCUUCCACUUUAGGAAAGGCCAUGUCCAUUAACUUCAAAAUCAUCAGGAAAAAGGAGCUCAAACAAGAACCCCUUCAAUCUGAAGUUAUUGAAAGAAGUUUGCAAUCAAAAGCAAAACUUUCUCCUUAA